Messenger RNA from Oncorhynchus keta (chum salmon), 2629 nucleotides. Its product is annotated as protein NDRG4-like. Gene Ontology annotation, cellular component: cytoplasm. The transcript has 19 exons. Bases 163 to 1374 code for a protein of 403 amino acids. Lineage: Eukaryota; Metazoa; Chordata; Actinopteri; Salmoniformes; Salmonidae. The record is from RefSeq and is a predicted model, not a curated record. Gene Ontology annotation, biological process: positive regulation of ERK1 and ERK2 cascade; signal transduction; brain development.
GAUGAGAGGGUAGCAGAGAACCCAUAGAGUAGACAGCCUUUCUCUGUAGCACACACAGACACACAGACCAGAACAGACUGGGGGGAAGAGAGAGGGAAACAGACGCACUGCAAAAUCCAGAGGCAUCAACAGCCACCCUAGCAGCUCAAACCACCACAGCAGAUGGGGCCCGGAUUGUUUUGGAACUUCUCUUCAAAGGCUAACUGCUCGGUGCCGCAGAGCCUGCUGCAGACCAUGUUGCUCUCCAGGAUGGCUGGGAUGAAGGAGCAGCAAUUUACUGAGGAGAAACCCCUACUGCAAGAACAAAGAGGACAAGACACUGAGAUGGAGAACUGUGAGACCCUGAUGCCCAUUGGAGACUGGAAGGAACAUGACAUUGAGACUCCUUAUGGGAUGCUUCAUGUGGUGAUCCGUGGUGCACCCAAAGGAAACAAGCCUGCCAUCGUCACCUACCACGAUGUUGGGCUUAACCACAAGCUGUGCUUCAACAGCUUCUUCCACAAUGAGGACAUGCAGGAGAUCACCAAGCACUUUGUGGUGUGUCAUGUGGAUGCUCCUGGACAGCAGAUUGGAGCCUCUCAGAUGCCACAGGGGUACCAGUACCCCACCAUGGACCAGCUGGCAGGCAUGCUGCCCAGCGUAGUGCAGCACUUUGGAUUCAAGAGCAUCUUGGGCAUUGGAGUUGGAGCAGGCGCCUACAUCCUGGCCAAAUUUGCUCUGAUCUUCCCUGACCUGGUGGAGGGCCUGGUGCUGCUCAACAUCGACCCCAACGGGAAGGGCUGGAUCGACUGGGCCACUGGCAAGCUGUCUGGUUUCACCAGUGCUCUUCCAGACACUGUGCUGCCCCACCUCUUUAGCCAGGAGGAGCUGAUGAACAACACAGAGCUGGUCCAGAGUUACCGUCAACAGAUCAACAACACUGUCAACCAGGUCAACCUGCAGCUCUUCUGGAACAUGUACAACAGCCGUAGGGAUCUGGAGAUGAACCGCACCGGGACCAUCAUCAAUGCCAAGACCCUGAAGUGCCCCGUCAUGCUGGUUGUUGGUGACAACGCUCCAGCUGAGGAGGGAGUGGUCGAAUGCAAUUCCAAACUUGACCCAACCAACACCACCUUCUUAAAGAUGGCUGACUCUGGUGGACUCCCUCAGCUCACACAGCCUGGAAAACUGUCCGAAGCAUUCAAGUACUUCCUCCAGGGGAUGGGCUACAUUGCGUAUGUGAAGGAUCGGAGGUUGAGUGGUGGGCCAGUGCCCUCUGCCAGUAUGACCCGUCUGGCCCGCUCCCGGACGGCCUCCCUCACCAGUGGCAGCUCAAUUGAGAGUUCUCGUAUCCGGGGUUUUACACACUCUGACAGCAAUGAGGGCCAGGGGUGAAGUGGGAUAACUACUACCGCAGGGGUGCUUCCUGGGACUGUCUGUAAGGGGCAGGGCUUUUUUGGAGCCCAUUGCUCCAAGCUCUGAAUGUAGGGCAACACCCACCCCAACCACCCCCAACCACCCCCAACCACCUCCAACCACCUCCAACCACCCCCAUCCACCCCCAACCACCACCACCACCACCAACCACCCCAACCACCACCAACCACCACCAACCACCCCCAACCACCCCAACCACCUCCAACCAAAACCACAAGCUUCCCCGCCCCUCACAGACACAUCCAGUCGCCCCAAAAGGGCUAUCAGCUGAGGUCACUUUUCUGUUCAUAGUGCUGCCUAGCAACAGUGUACCAAUGUGCAAGGGACCCCAGGGGGGCUGCAGCCAAGAUUGUAGGAAAGAGCAGAGAUUCUAUCUGGAUGAAUGAGGCAUUUUCAUUUGUGAAGAUGCAGAGUGUGAGAGCGAAGGGUCUACAAAAUGUUCUGAAAAGGGGAUAAUAGAGGGGUGCUAAAACGUGUAAAUUGGGCUUCGGUGAGAGGAUAUUAGGACUAGUCAGAACAACAAACACUCCUUUCUACUCCUCCAAUCUGUUUUCAUGCAGUAUGAUAUUCAACGUUGUUGCCAUGCAUUUUCUCUCUGUAAGACUACUGUUGCUGUCAGCUCUGUGCCGACCUGAUUCUUCCCCCCUCCUCAGUCUCAAACAUACUGCCUAGGGGGCCCUGAAUGUAAUUUGUCCCUUUGAAAUGCUGUACAGUAUAGUCAAAGUGCCCCCUUCCACCCACCCACCGCCAUUACCCCCUAGGGCUUGUACCUGCUAACCUGACCACCCUACAGCCCAACUCCUUCCACGUCUUCCCUGCGCUGUAGAUAAUCACUGUUUUUAGAGCAGGUUAACUGCAAGAGGACUCCAACACUAUUGUAUUGUGACACAUUCCGCAUUUUGGUUCCUCGUUCCUUGAGUUCCUCUUUUUAUAUAACAAUAGAAUGGAGUUAUCUGUGGUAUUACUGGUCCCCGUGUAUUAUCAUUACUAUAGUAUUAUUGAUUGAUUUAUAUUGAGGAAAAAGUUGUUUUCAGACUGUUUGGUUUCACAGGAGUCUCCCAGCAUUGUUUCUGUUCACAGAGAUAGUAGGGUUGAAUCUUACCUGCUUCGUCAUAAAAUGUGAAAUGUAAAGUUGAAAUAUAUGUACUGUAAGUGGUCUCUGUCCAUGUAUUGAACAUGUAAUGAAAACAAAUAAAAACUGUCAGUAUAGUCA